Messenger RNA from Molossus molossus (Pallas's mastiff bat), 2001 nucleotides. RefSeq names its product ubiquitin conjugating enzyme E2 H (gene UBE2H). NCBI's taxonomy places the organism in Eukaryota, Metazoa, Chordata, Mammalia, Chiroptera, Molossidae. The transcript has 7 exons. Bases 432 to 773 code for a protein of 113 amino acids. Gene Ontology annotation, molecular function: ubiquitin conjugating enzyme activity; SUMO conjugating enzyme activity. Gene Ontology annotation, biological process: protein polyubiquitination; ubiquitin-dependent protein catabolic process; protein sumoylation. The record is from RefSeq and is a predicted model, not a curated record. Gene Ontology annotation, cellular component: nucleus.
GUAAUAUAAAGCCUGUGUAAUUUCCUUUACCUUCCACCUUAGCAUUGAGAGUAAGCAUGAGGUUACAAUCCUGGGAGGACUCAAUGAAUUUGUAGUGAAAUUUUAUGGACCACAAGGAACACCAUAUGAAGGCGGAGUAUGGAAAGUUAGAGUGGAUCUUCCUGAUAAAUACCCUUUCAAAUCUCCAUCUAUAGAUUCCAUAUUAUCAGAGAAAGGAAGAAACAGAAAAGAGGAUCCCUUGUUGAGUUUAGAUCUCCUGAACACACACAGGAUCAGUUCAGAAGUUCCCAUGACACAGGGCAUUGAGAGUGAGCUCCUUGCUUGGUUCCUCACCCAAGUCCAUCUCUCCUGAGUAGGGACAGCUCAGCUCUCUGAAAGGACUUCUGCCUGGGUGGAGGCUGCCAUGGCUGGGCCUGGCUGUCUGAGGAUUCAUGAAUAAAAUUUUCCAUCCCAACAUUGAUGAAGCGUCAGGAACUGUGUGUCUAGAUGUAAUUAAUCAAACUUGGACAGCUCUCUAUGAUCUUACCAAUAUAUUUGAGUCCUUCCUGCCCCAGUUGUUGGCCUAUCCCAACCCCAUAGAUCCUCUCAAUGGUGAUGCUGCAGCCAUGUAUCUUCACCGACCAGAAGAAUACAAGCAGAAAAUUAAAGAGUACAUCCAGAAAUAUGCAACGGAGGAAGCACUGAAAGAGCAGGAAGAGGGCACCGGUGACAGCUCGUCGGAGAGUUCUAUGUCUGACUUUUCGGAAGAUGAGGCCCAGGAUAUGGAGUUGUAGUAGAAAAAGCACCUGCUUUUCAGAAAGACUAUUAUUUCUUAACCAUGAGAAGCAGACUAUAAUAUUCAUAUUUAAACAAAGCAAUUUUUUUUAUUACUAAACAAGGUUUUUAUGAAUAAUAGCAUUGAUAUAUAUAUAUUAUAUAUCACCCUUUAGAUCUUGAUUUCUUGGUCAUUUCUCAACCUGAGGUGCAUAGCAUAUUCCCACAUUCCAUUUUGGUAGCAAUAUGCGAUCUGAAUGCAUGCAUUCAUAAGUCCAUUUGGCCAAGUCAGCCUGUGUGCUACUGAACUGUCAAAAGAAAUAGCCGCUCUGAUAGAUAGACAUGAGUAAAAAUAACAGGAAAAAGUUGCUUCUUUUAUUGAUGGUUCCAAAGAAACAAACCAAACCAACCAGCUCUUGGACGUGAAGAUAGAAUAGUGCUUUUUCAAAAUGGAAAGGAAAAAAUUGGGGAGGAAAAGGCCUGCUGUGGGAGCAUUUAGAGCCAGCCACGUCAGAAUCAGAGCGCUCCCUCCUGUGAUUCCAGGUGGCCUCGUUUCUGUGGAGUAACAGUGUAAACAGGGAGCUAAUUGGAGUAUUGAAACUUAAACCAAUUUUUGACUCGGAUUUUAAGUACAUUUUUAUAUGUAGAUUCCUGCCCUUCUGGCUACUCAGCCCUGCAGCCACGAGUGUAUUGCUUUGGAGAACCUUUGGAAGUUUUCUGAACCUGAUUCUUUCUCAUGGGGUAGAGCUUAUUGUAAUCCAGACCUUUUUUGAGGGGACAGGACAGGAAGAGAGAAGUGACUGGGAAGAUGUUUCCUCUCAUCCAACACGUGCAGAGUCACAUCCUCAUCCUGUUGUUGGCCACUUGGAGACCACUAUCCUGGACUAAGCUUUAAAUUGAGGGUGGCUGUGGGUUAUUUUUGUUUUGGGGGUUUGGGUUUUUUGGUGUGUGUGUGAAUUGUGCUUAGGUUACAAAUUUAAUCUUCACCUGCCAAGAGAUGGCCUCCUCCUUGGACAGCCGCUCAGUGGACCAUUAGACUUGGGAAGAAGACCCUUCCGAUGGCUGUGACUCCUGGGUACUCUCAUUCUUGGUUUGGUUUUGGUUUUGGUUUUCCUUCUGCUGCUGCUCUUGGCAGCGGCCUGGUCAUCAUCUGCUUGUGGGUGUGGAAAAUGGGUAUUUUAGACCCAACACACAUUCUAAAUUUCAAAUGAGUAAAAAUUGGAACAAAUAAAGGUUCUUGUACCCAAA